Molecule: messenger RNA, 774 nt
Organism: Struthio camelus australis
Lineage: Eukaryota; Metazoa; Chordata; Aves; Struthioniformes; Struthionidae
Source: RefSeq, a predicted model, not a curated record
UGACGAUGCUGCACUCCACCUCUCCGAACCAGUACGGCGCUGGGGUCCGCUGCCUCUAUGACAGCCAGAGCCAAUUUGUCGAGGGGCGGCAGGAGCGGUACUGGCGGCCCUGGAGGCAAGCGUCUCCUUACCGUGAUCAGGAGCUGAAAUUGCAUGACUGGUGCUGCAACCAGGCAGGAAGUGCCCAGCUCUGCGCCAUGUACAGCGAGAAGAGACCGAAAAUUGGCUGUGACAGACACCAGUCACCCAGAACCAGUGGGUUUCCAGCCUUCAGGGUGAUGCUAUCUUUAUGCUGGGGCUAGGACUGGGGGAGACCAGCUUGGCCUCCAUGUGGCUAAUGCAGUGACAGCCCACGAUGGGUGCGAGAAGGGUUUUAGGGUGUCCGUGCCUGGGCCCUGCCCUGACGGAUUUGGCAGGUAUCUGCUCUGCCUGGGUUUAGGCUCCUUCAGUGGAGACUGGGAAGGGAGAUGACAGCAGAGGAGGGUUUGGAGCAAAGUUCCAGGUUAGGAAACCCUUUGCUCCCCAAGAGAGCCCAGAGAGGUGACAUGACAAGCCCAGGAAAAAGCUUGGCCAAUGAGGGGGGCUCCUUCUUGCUGACACAGCCCAAAACACCUCCUUGGUGGGUUGCUGAUGGGUUCAAGACCUGGGAACACAAAUGCCUGCUGCCUUCUGCAGUGUCUGGCACCGGAGGCUUAGACGGGGGCUACCUGGGAGAGCAGUUCAUGCACCAAUGUAGUCUGGAGGUGAUGGCACCAAGAGGGGAGGAGAAAUGGA